Diabrotica virgifera virgifera (western corn rootworm) is the source of this 992-nucleotide messenger RNA. RefSeq lists its product as uncharacterized. Bases 103 to 894 code for a protein of 263 amino acids. The transcript has 2 exons. NCBI's taxonomy places the organism in Eukaryota, Metazoa, Arthropoda, Insecta, Coleoptera, Chrysomelidae. The record is from RefSeq and is a predicted model, not a curated record.
UUUUGUGUUAAGAUAGGGCUAAAUAUUUGUAUAAAUAGGUGAUACUUUGCUCUCCAAAGACACAUUUUCUUUUUGAUUUACACUGACACACAAUAACCAACAAUGAAGUUGCUUUUAUUAGCCUUGUGCACUUUCCUUGUAGGACAAGCUUACAGCAAAGGGCAAGCGUACACAGUUACACAGAUUUAUCCAACUCAAUCAUUGGAAUUAGAAUUUAAUGGUUCUAAGGUUUGUGUGAAUACUAACAAGGGAGCAAAGAAUACCACAGACGGUUCUAACCAAUCUGGUGAAAAACCUCAUUCUGGUGAAAAACCUCAUUCUGGUGAAAAACCUCAUUCUGGUGAAAAACCUCAUUCUGGUGAAAACGGUGCUCCCAAUUCGGGUGAAGAAAAUGGUAAUAGAGGUGUCAGUUAUACCCUUAAUAGAACCGAUAAAGAUAACGUCAAAAUUACCGUUAUUUCAUUGGUAUCACGUUCCGAUAAGAAAACUAGGGAUCUUCCAGCAACCAAUCAAACUCUAUGUAAGAUUGCUAUUCCCAAUCGAAAAGAUAAAAUUAUUAUUGUUAGAUUUGGAAAUAAAAUCUCAAAAGCAGAAGCUGAUGCAGGCAGAGGUGAUAACCAUUCUAAGGAAGAUAAAUCUAACCCAAAAGUAUACUAUAGAAUAGAAGCAGUGCAGCAAAAUGGAGGUAAACCCCUUGUAGUCGUCGGAAAAGGUAUCGCCUCCAUUUCUUAUACAAAGGUAAGUCUCAAAAUAACAUACACAAUUUCUGUGAGCAUUCAAGAAAUAAGUGUAGUGGUCGCUAUAAAUGGUAGUUGUAGCUCUGGAGAAAAAGGACAAGAAACAAACUUACACUUGGAAGAAAAACCUACGUCUCCAUGUGCCAGAGAUAAUUAGAUAUUUUGUGAGCAUACUUAUCUUAAAAGAAAUUGUUUAAUUUAUAAAAAAAUAUAUUUAUUAAUGUUAAAUAAUAAUAACUAUUUUGAAUGGGAAAA